Molecule: messenger RNA, 5156 nt
Organism: Dermacentor andersoni
Lineage: Eukaryota; Metazoa; Arthropoda; Arachnida; Ixodida; Ixodidae
Product: speckle-type POZ protein-like
Molecular function (GO): protein binding
Source: RefSeq, a predicted model, not a curated record
AGGCAGCACAUUUCAUUAAAAUCGGUCCGUGGGUUAUCUCAGAAAAGCGUUUUUGCGGUUAACAUGUAUUUGAAUAGGCCGCGUCGGAGUUGGGCUCGAGCUUAAGUUUGUAUAGGUGUUCUGUGCUAAAGCUUCCUCUUAAAUCCUCUUCGGUCGCAGCGCCGCCACAAUACUCUUUUUCGUCAUCGCGCGCCUCACUGCGAAGCACUCAUAUACACCAUGCUGCAAAGCAUGCGCCGCCCCAGCCAUAUCUAUGGCCCCUGACGCUCGUCACACUCAACCUUAUUCUAGCACACUCUAACUGAAAUUCAAUUACUUCAAAGCGAAUAGACGCAUUAACUGCUCAGCGAUCGAGAUAAGCAAGAUGGCAAGGAAGUGCUGGUAAAAAAAAAAAAAAAAAAACACGGGAGAGAACGAUACAGCUUACAGCAUUCCUCCAUAGCUUACAGUAAAAUAUAUUUAGUCAUGAAAGUUUAUUAAUUUAGUUGACAAAGGUAAUAAAGAUAAAACAAAUAAUAAAUUCUACAGACUGAUUGCAUGACAGAAAAGAACGAUAUUAGUGGGAGAAUACAGAAUGUUUGGAAUCGCCAAUCGCAUUACUGAUAACAAGUGUCAAUAAAUCAUAUAUGAAACAUGCCCAGAUGAGCGGCAGUACGCGGUUUAAUCAUACGAGGUUUAGUCAUCUGUCAGCAUGCAGACAGGGUAAAGUCCCUUUCAGGAUCGGGCCACGGCGUCAACUCCCAAGUGAGAAAAAUCUAUGGAUAUUGUGGAGCGUCCUUAGAAUACGACCUUAACAAUAUUUUUUUUUUCAUAUUUCUACAGCGAGGCGUUGUGGCAAUUGGAAAGGUGCUAGCCAUUGCAACACAAGAAAAAAACUGCGUGUACACUCCUGACGCAAGCUCCACCACAUGGGACAACAGCGACAUUGGCGGCUGCUCACUGCAGUAGCUUCCCGCUCUCCCAUGUACUCGCGUUGCUCGCGUGCUUCUUGGACCGUACUUGACCACUUACAGUACCUUCAGCUAUUCCAGCAGCAGUAGCGUAGCACGCUCUGCAGUAGGAAGAGCCGCCGUGCCUAAUUUUUUUUUUAUUUUUUUGCUCAAGGUCUGUGCUUUUAUAGGUCGUGUCGUGGUAUUUAUGUAGCGCCGACACGCUGAAAAUUUGUGCACGUCAAUAUCAGCCCUCUGCGUUCAAGCGUACGCAUCCAGUCGUAUCGCCCUGGCUCUCAUACCCACAGUUUGACUCCCUACGAUGCGCGCUGUACAGCUUUUCGACCGUUUCUGACUGUAUGACUUGUGAUCAUAUUUUUUCUUAAGUUGAGCUGACACACCUGCGGUCAUCAUACUUCCAUUCCCUUCUGCAGCUUGCUCCGAACCAAUGGAGGCAGGGCAGGGCCCUGCUCACGAUCGGGCCACGGCGGCGACCCCGAAGACGUCGCUGAGUUGCCGGACUUCGUCGACGAGCCGCAUAAACACCGAAUGCAUCUCGCACCACUGGACUAUCGAAAACUUCACCAAAUGCCAGUUCUUCCAAAGCGGCACUUUCUUCAGCGAAGAGUUCCCAAAGGACUCGCCACUGGUGCGCCUCAAGCUUCGAUUGGACCUUACAAAGGACUACGCGUCCAUCUGUGUGGUGCCCGUCCACGGGAUGCAGGGGCGCAACUGUGUGUACACGCUGACGCUCCUUGGUGAGGCAGGACGGCCCGUGCAGCGGUACUUCCACAAUGGCUUCCACACGCUCUACCGUGGCAGCACCAACUACCUGGGCAUUGAGCUCUGCAAGGCAUUUCUCUACAACCGCGAGAAUAAGUGUAUCCACGGUGAUGCCCUAAGCAUUCUGUUUGAGGUCGAGUUCCUUGCGAACAGCACCAACACACCCAUCAAGCGCACUGACAUCCCCGUCAGUCCACUGCUUAAGAAUUUGGCAGGCCUGCUUGAGGACAAGAGCUUUGGCAACGUGCAGCUGACGGUGCAGCAGCGCAACCUCUAUGCCCAUCGUGACGUCCUAAUGCUUUCGUCACCUGUGUUUGGCGCCAUGUUCUCGCAUCCCACAAAAGAGUCGCAAGAGCAGGUAAUUCACCUGCCAGACCAGUCCUUUGAUGCCAUGCGUGAGAUGCUGCUCUUUAUCUACACGGGUGAAGUUCCAAACCUGGACAAGGUUGCUGAAGACUUGUAUGUGGCUGCAGACAAGUACUCCAUGAGUGAACUGAAGACUCUAUGUGGAGACUACUUGGGUUCGAACCUGACUGUGGAGAGGGCGGCCGAUGCGUUUGUCCUCUCUAACAUGUACAGUGAUGCCGAGCUUUCGCAGAGCAUUGCGCGCUUUAUUGCAGACCAUUUGGUGGCUGUACAAAGGACUGCUGGCUGGAAGAACAUCUGGGGCAAACCUGACAUCACUGAGCGACUGUUUAUGCUCAUUGCAGAUAUUGGCAAUACGCUCGAGUCAGCCACGUAGUCUGUUGCUGAUGGGGAGGUGUAUCCCAGCAUUUUGCUCCAGUGUUCAGUGUGCAUUUGAAUGGUUUUGAGUGAAUAUAUUUUACAAGUUCAACCAAAGGCAGAAGUUAGCGCUUAAGUGUCCACAAACAUUGUCACCUUUUGAGGUGUGCUGAUAAAAGUUGAGUCACUGUCUUUUGUCAAGCUAGACAUGCAUCUUGAACAAAUAAAGGAACUUGUGUAGGCUUUGAUGAUGAUGGUAAAUGGUUUUAUUGGCGUAAGCAUCAUGGAUGGCCAAAGAACGCCAGGUGUAGGCUUUGUGGAUACCUUCAAAAUGUGUCGUUUGUGGUGCUGUCAGGCUACGCUUAUAGCUAAUGCUGGAAGUUGCCAUGAGCCAGCUAUUUAGUUCUAUUGAUGGGAGAGCUUUUGCCAGAUCGUGUGACCAUCAGCUAGUGUGGUCAUAUGUGUUGAAAGGUUCCUUUAGAAGAUCAGCCAAAUGCAAAAGUUUGCAUGGCGUAAAUGGCUUCAAAUGCUUUUGCUCCAAGUACUUAGCAUGCAUUAAAUAUGGUUUAGGAGCUCGCACUGCUGGCCUUUGUUUAAUUAAGCGGGAAGUGAGCACUACAUUGGCUCAUAGAGGCUACAAUGAUUGAGGCAAAGUUAGUAAUUGUGGCACUCUCACCACUGACAUUGGCAAAGCCUUCAUGCCAGUUGCAGUGUGUGAUUUGCGGGAGUGAUUCGCCAGUACUAUGCUGCAGGGGUUCUUCUUAAAGUUUGUGCCACGUCGAGAAGGUACUGCAUGUGCACUAUGUAAGUUACUAUUCUAGACGAUGCUAUCUGCUGUAACGAAAGUUAAAACACAUGCACAACUGUCUUUGACAGAACUAGAAAAAUAUGAACUAAUGUAAGAACGUGCAUCACCUCCGUCAGUACCUUUGGGGGCAAAGUCUGCCAUUGUGAUAAGAAGAAAAAGUGAAUACAGAAUGGUGUGUAGUGUUUGCCACUUGUUUGUUAGUGCGGAGACAUAGAAGUGAGAAAGAACUGAAACCUGUGCAAGUUGGUAUACAAUUCAUGUUCAGAAAAAAGUGGCAGCAAACAAGGCACAUAGAAAUGAAAAUGCUGGCGCUACUCACAACUAUCAGCAAACAAUUAUUAGUUGUGUGUAGCCUUGGCAUUUGCAUUUUUAUGUUCCUUGUUUAUUGGCACUUUGUUUUGUAGCUGCAUAUAAAAGUUGGAAAGGCAGCUUCCUUUUAUAUGCUCUAGGCACAUAUACCACCUGUAAGGAUUGCUGGUGAUUACAUAUUGUGGCCCUCCCAUGAGUUAUUUCUUUGUAUACUGAAAUGUUAUGUCCUAGCUUUGAAGCUUUUGACAGUGGUCGCACGCUAAGUUGCCCAUGUUAGGCAGAAGCAUUGAAGACAAGUUUAUGAUACGUUGGCAUGUGUUUUAAAGCAGCAGCAGUCAAUGCUUCAGAACCCACAUGCCAACUGUUUGAUUGCAUAGGUGUCAAAAAGUGUCUUGAACCAGUCAUGUCACCAUGGAAAAGGUUACUAAGAAAGCCAAGUAGCAUGUUGUUACAAACUGUAUUGCAAUGCAGCAGUCAAGCAAAUAGCUGUGAACAUUGUGCUACUGCUGAGUGCUUGUGCUUAAAGCCGACAGCCAUAGUGUUGACUAAGCCUUAGCAAAUAACUGUCAGUGGCAGUUCUCUCAAAUUUGGACACAUUGGUGGCAUUCUACAAGCUCUUCGUAAUUUUCACUAUAGGUGGCUGCACAAAUAAAAGUUGUCUAUGUUAUAGUCACAUUUUCUCAGCUUCAUGUGCAACUGCUUUUGUGCAAUUAAUGCUGGCAGUGACCUGCCUACGCCACUAGCAGACUUUGAUGUUGGUACAACAGGUGGAAACCUGCAUUGACUAUUGUCCUUUGUAGAUCUAGAGCUCCAGUUUUAUUGAAUGAAGUCCAAGUGGUUUCAGUAGUUCGAAAUAUGUUAUUUGUCUGUACUUUACACAUAGAUUGUAUUGUACCUUGCACUAGUUUGCUCACCUGUCACAGAAGAAUUGUUGCGUACAAAUAUACCACUAGGGUGGGUCGAGCGACUGUGUUUCUUUGUUUGCAAAGCUGUCUAGGCUGAGAGAUGGUUUGAGCAUGGCCGUGUUUCUGUUGCAUUUUAUGAAGCACUGUGAUCCAGCAUGUCCUGUGGGGACUAAGCUGUUGGUCUUGCACAGUCUUUGUAUCCUUCGACACCUGCUGCACAAUUUCAUCUAUUAUAUCUGCCAACCAGUGUAUGUACAAAAAGGUGGCCUUGCCUAGCUUUAGCAACCACUCCAAAGUAAAUAAAAGUGCAAAUACAGGUGGCACCCAUUUAGUGAUGCAAGAUCAAUGUGCUGCAUGUUUCCGCUGAAUGCAAAUAUUCUUUGGCAUACAUAUUUACAAUGCUUGGCAAUGUAUUUAAUGCUCCUCAGAGUACACACUAAGGUCAGUUCAGGGUGCUGCAAUGCUUGGUUGCUUGAAUGCUCAAGUCCUAGAGGCCAAAGGUAUUUUACGCAUUUUUGAGCAUCUAGAGAGUGCAUUUGGCAUUUGCACUUCGCUGUGCACAAAGCUGUGGUGAUGCUUUCAAUAUAUUAGUGCAAAUGUAUAUACGUAGAAUAAAGGUUUCGGCUAACCAAUAUCACAUAACUGUAUUUCAUCAUGUCAUUGUAUUCGUUGUAAUAAAAUGAAAUGUGAUAAGCGGUA